This is a messenger RNA of Lindgomyces ingoldianus, 1885 nucleotides long. RefSeq lists its product as uncharacterized. The record is from RefSeq and is a predicted model, not a curated record. Gene Ontology annotation, biological process: protein polyubiquitination; ubiquitin-dependent protein catabolic process; positive regulation of proteasomal ubiquitin-dependent protein catabolic process. NCBI's taxonomy places the organism in Eukaryota, Fungi, Ascomycota, Dothideomycetes, Pleosporales, Lindgomycetaceae. Gene Ontology annotation, molecular function: zinc ion binding; ubiquitin protein ligase activity; ubiquitin conjugating enzyme binding. The coding region runs from base 295 to 1572 and encodes 425 amino acids. Gene Ontology annotation, cellular component: cytoplasm; ubiquitin ligase complex. The transcript has 4 exons.
AUGCACCUACCUUGCCUUCAGGACAGUAUCUCAACCAAUAUGUCGUUUCGAGUACUGUUUAAUACUUCCGUCCUGUCUAAGCCACAUCGUAUGAUCUAGUAGCUGCCUUGGCGGGAAGAAGAGCCGCGGGGCGGGAUCGUAAUAUCUUCAUCCACCUCCAGUUGCCUUUCGGUUCCAUAUGUCCCUUCAAAAAUCAUCUCAUCCACUGAUAUUUAUCGUUCUCUUCUGGAUACACGUUCCAUUUGGAUAACAAGGACAUCUUAGACACGUCUUUGGCUCUAGGAGAUUGACAAGAUGGGCCAAUCUGUGACAAGACUGCCAGAUCUCCCAAUUCGAGAAUCUAAAGCCCCACGUUCUCAGAGGGCUGCAAACAGCGCCCCAAGACAGAGGCGUCCGAAUUCCAAUAUUGAUGCUACUCGGGUCCCAUUAAAAUCCAUACUCCGCAGCUCCUCUCCCCAGAGCCGUAACCGAAGGCGUUCGCUUUCCAAUAUUGAUGCUACUCGGAACCCAUUGAAAUCCACAGUCCGCAGCUCCUCUCCCCAGAGCCGUGCCCAGAGACGAUCGAGAGCCUUGUCGGAGAUUGAUAGUAAUUAUCGUCAAGCUGCAGCCUCGGCAUGGACGAGACACUACCACGGACAUCACCACCACGGAAACCACCACGACCGGGAGUGGAAGGCGAGGUCUGCAAGAGAUCCCGGGAGGCCUUCCCACCGCUACCGAGAUCGUAGUCCCGAGAUCUACCGAGAGGAUAGAGUCGAUAGAUCUACUACCGACCGGAAGGCGAAGCAAAGAGCCUCAUAUCUUAACCCGGAAUCCCCCUCAGCACAUACAGCCUCUACGAAGAAAUCAAGACCGAAAUCUGGGAUCACUGUGUCCGAAGGAAUUGAACUGGAGGACUUGGGGCCAAAGAACGAUUGCAUGGUCUGCGCGGAGAGUCUACCCUUGCGUCGAUUCCCCAAGCGUCCCCCUACAGCUCAGUGCACGCAUGAGAUCAACACCUGCAAGCGCUGCCUGAGGAAUUGGAUUCGCUCCGAGUUUCAAAGCAAAGUCUGGGACCAGAUCAAUUGCCCUGAAUGUAGGAUACGUAUGGAUUAUGAGGAUAUACGACAAUUUGCUCCUUCGGAGGUGUUUCGUCGGUACGAUCGACUCAGUACAAAGGCUGCUCUCGAAGCUAUUCCAGGGUUCCGAUGGUGUCCAGGGAAGGGUUGCAGAUCUGGUCAGGUCCACGACGAAAACAAUUUGACACCGAAGUUCAAAUGCGUAGACUGUAGAGUCGAAUAUUGUGUUGUCCACAACCGUCGUUGGCAUAAAGGUGAAACUUGCGCGGAGUACGAUUAUAGGACAGAUGGCAGGAUAAAGAAAGCGGAAGAGGAAGCGAGCAGGAAGUGGAUUAAGACGACGGCAAAGAAAUGCCCGAGCUGCAAGUACAACAUCGAGAAAUUAUAUGGUUGCGAUCAUAUGACUUGCACAAAGUGUAGACAUGAAUUUUGUUGGGUUUGCCUUGCCCCGUACGACCCCAUAAGAAACCAAGGAAACAGACACCAUCGUCCGAAUUGUUCGCACUAUGGAUGAACAAGACUCGUACUAGGAUAAAGGAGGACAGCACCAUCUAGAGUGACUUUAAAAGAAAUGUUGAGUCUUGGGACAGACUAGCGCAUGCAUCGGAACGCAAAAGAAGUUGUUUCUAGUCCCAUACCUGUUACCCGAAUCAAGGUGGAGGAUAGCUAUCGUAUCUUUUCAAAGGCUUGAAUCUGGAGAGUAGGGCAAUGGACUGAAGGGGAUCUUUCUAGAACAAUAUUGCGGGAGGAACUUACUCUUGCAUGUCUUGUGUGAAUGAAGAGAAAUGGCAGGUUCCAUUUUCUAGCUAGGUAGAAAGGGGUUUUCG